Molecule: messenger RNA, 2072 nt
Organism: Cannabis sativa
Lineage: Eukaryota; Viridiplantae; Streptophyta; Magnoliopsida; Rosales; Cannabaceae
Product: N-glycosylase/DNA lyase OGG1
Exons: 3
Coding region: 653-1795 (380 amino acids)
Biological process (GO): base-excision repair; nucleotide-excision repair; base-excision repair, AP site formation
Cellular component (GO): nucleus
Molecular function (GO): damaged DNA binding; 8-oxo-7,8-dihydroguanine DNA N-glycosylase activity
Source: RefSeq, a predicted model, not a curated record
UGGAUUUGAUCGGUUUUUAAUUGGAUUUUGAGAUUGACAUCCAAUAACCAAUCCAAUCUAAUUAAAAUCCAACUUUUAGCAUCCAAUGGUUCAAUGAUGUUGCCCACCCCUACACAUAUUACCGAGGGGUUUAUUGAAAAAUACCUCUUUUAUUGAUCAAUUAACCAAAUUUACCUCUAAUUUUAUAUUUAAUUGAAACAUACCUCUUUUUAUAUGUACUGGACCCAAAAUAUCCUAACAUAAGGGAGUCACAGGAGAGUAUAUUGAGGUGACAGGGGUAAAAUUGGUAAAGUGUUUAAAAAAAGAGGUAAAAAUAAUAGACUUUAAAAAAGAGAAUAAAAAUAAAAGAAGACAAUAUAAAAAGUAUAGAGUGUAAUUUUCUCAUUUCCAUCCAUACUCCAAUGGCCAAUCCAAAUGGACUUUAUAUUAUGAAAUCAAUUUACAAAAAUGCUAUUUUCAUAUAACUAUAUUGAAAAAUACCAUAUUACUUUUAAAAAGAAAAAAAGUUCUCCAAUCUCAGACCGACGACCCUGAGUACUCCUCUUAUUACCGUUACGGUUGAACUUGGCAAGAGAGAGAGAGAGAGAGAGAGAGAGAGAGAGUUGCAGAGAUCAAAUCCCAAAUCCCAAAUCCCAGAAAAUAUCACAUUCUCAUGCACUCACUGAAACUAAGCACAACCCUAAUCAUGAACAACAAGAAGAUACCCAUUCCAUCUCCAUCUCCAUCUCCUCCCUUAGCUCCUCCAACCCCCCAACUCAUUUCCAAAACCCUCCUUAAACCAACCUCAACCCCAAAAUGGCUUCCUCUCAAUCUCUCAAAAUCCGAGCUUUCCUUGCCUCUAACCUUCCCCACAGGUCAAACCUUCAGGUGGAAACAAACCGGUCCUCUUCAGUACACCGGACCCGUUGGCUCUCAUCUAAUUUCCCUCAAACACUUACCAAACGGCGACGUUUCAUACUGCCUUCACUCUUCUUCUUCUUCUUCCUCCAAAGCCGAGGCUUUAAUGGCUUUGAGGGAUUUUCUCAAUAUGGGUAUUUGUCUUAGUGACGUUUGGGAAGUGUUUUCGGCUUCUGACUCGAGAUUUGCCGAGUUGGCCGGACAUUUGGGUGGUGCACGUGUGCUCAGGCAAGACCCACUUGAGUGUUUGAUGCAGUUUCUUUGUUCUUCUAACAAUAACAUUCAGAGAAUAACGAAGAUGGUCAAUUUUAUUUCUUCAUUGGGGAAUCAUUUAGGGACUGUUGAAGGUUUUGAGUUUCAUGAGUUUCCUUCUCUGGAACGAUUGUCAAGUGUUGCUGAGCAAGAGCUUAGAGAAGCUGGUUUUGGUUACAGGGCUAAAUAUAUUACUGGUACGGUAAAGUUGUUGCAAUCAAAACAUGGUGGAGGCCUAGAGUGGCUUUUGUCUCUUCGAAAGCUCGAUCUCGAUGAGGCCAUUGAUGCCCUUUUGACUUUGCCCGGAGUUGGUCCUAAAGUAGCAGCCUGCAUAGCUCUCUUCUCUCUUGACCAACACCAUGCCAUUCCAGUAGACACACACGUUUGGCAGAUUGCAACAAGGCACCUGCUGCCAGAGUUGGCCGGUGCUCGCUUGACACCUAAGCUGUGCAGCCGCGUGGCUGAGGCAUUUGUCAACAAAUAUGGAAAGUAUGCUGGAUGGGCUCAGACUGUACUUUUUAUUGCUGAAUUGCCGUCGCAAAAGGCAAUUCUACCGUCUCAUUUUUCGAAUGCAAAACCGAAUAAAUCUGUCAAGAGAAAGAUUACAGAAACUAACAUCGCUGAAGAUGGUACCGAAGAGCGAUAACUCAAAUAGUCAAAUUAUGGUUCGCUCCCACAAGGUUUGAUAUUCGAGUCCCUCCGGGCAUUUGUAUAGCAGUUGUUGUGGUAUUUCGGUCCCCAAAUAUUGUAGGGUUAGGGAAGGCCUAGUUUCGGGUAAAAACAUUUGAGUGAUGAUUGCUAAUUCUUUGUAACCAUGAAAUUUGUCAGAUUGUUUUGGUCCUGGAAAUCAAACAUCAAUGUAAAUGUAAGUUUUCUUCUUAAGCAAGAAUUACAAAACUAUAAAGAUUGUGUUUGGUUUCCCA